AGGGAUCGGCGACAGCAAAUGAUGCGCGUCAUACUGCUGCUCGCCGCCAUCGCGGCCACAUGUGCCAUCCCAACGUCGCCUGCCAGCAAAACUUCAUCAGUGGACGAUGAAAUCCAUCUCGCCUUCAUUUCAUGGAAGAAUAAGUUUGAAAAAGUUUAUGAUGGUGCAGAGCAUUUGGCACGAUUCGCAGUCUUCAAAGCAAACAUGGAGAUCAUUCGUGCGCACAAUGCUCUGUACGAACUGGGCGAAGAGACUUUUUCGAUGGCUGCAAACCAAUUUGCGGAUAUGACGGCUGAAGAGUUCAAGCGUACUGUGCUUGGAUACAAACCAGAGCUGAAAGGCAAACGACUUCUGCAAGGCUUGAAUUCCGGCAAGAACUGCACACAUAGGAGCAAUAACUCAACAAGACCAAAAGCUAUUGACUGGCGUACGAAGAGUGCUGUUACACCAGUGAAAAACCAAGGUCAAUGUGGAAGCUGCUGGUCGUUUUCGACAACGGGAGCUGUUGAGGGUGCAUGGGUUGUCGCUGGUCACCCGCUUAUAUCACUUUCGGAAGAGGAGCUCGUUCAAUGUGACACCAAAAGUGAUCAAGGGUGCAACGGCGGUCUUAUGGAUAACGCUUAUGCAUGGAUCAUUCAAAAUGGUGGUAUCGCGGCAGAGGACGUAUAUCCAUACAUCUCCGGAAAUGGAACCACGGGCGUUUGUCAUGUAGCCUUCCUCAGCAAGAAAGUUGCUUCGAUCUCAGAUUGGUGUGAUCUGAAACCAGAAGACGAAAGCGACUUGGAGUUGGCUCUCGUGCAGCAGCCUGUUGCCGUUGCGAUCGAGGCAGAUCAGUCCUCUUUCCAGUUCUACAACGGUGGCGUUCUACCCGCAAAGAAAUGUGGAACGAAGUUGGAUCACGGAGUACUGGCGGUCGGUUAUGGAUAUGACAAGAAACACAAAAUGCACUACUGGAUUGUGAAGAACUCCUGGGGUGCUGAGUGGGGAGAUGAGGGUUACAUUCGUCUUGAAAAAAUGCCUAAGAAGACCAAGCACAGUGCAUGUGGUAUUGCCAAGGCGGCAUCGUAUCCUACUGUGUAAUGGAGUUGUUAGUGUUUGCUUCCAUUACUGUGGUAAAAAUCGAAUAUGUCUGAUGCGAAAGCAAGUGAUAGAAUCGAGUAGUUAGGGACUCUUUAUGAAUGGGAGAGUUUAUCAGACUAGAAACUUAGAUUCUGCUCCGAUUCAGAAUCUACAACGAUGCGCUUGAUGCUAGUUUUGAUUGAAUACAAUCACAUUCGUUUUCGCUG
Molecule: messenger RNA, 1286 nt
Organism: Guillardia theta CCMP2712
Lineage: Eukaryota; Cryptophyceae; Pyrenomonadales; Geminigeraceae
Exons: 5
Coding region: 22-1080 (352 amino acids)
Cellular component (GO): lysosome
Molecular function (GO): cysteine-type endopeptidase activity
Source: RefSeq, a predicted model, not a curated record